Messenger RNA from Carlito syrichta (Philippine tarsier), 438 nucleotides. Its product is annotated as NKG2-C type II integral membrane protein-like. The record is from RefSeq and is a predicted model, not a curated record. The annotation marks the transcript as partial. The transcript has 3 exons. Lineage: Eukaryota; Metazoa; Chordata; Mammalia; Primates; Tarsiidae. Gene Ontology annotation, biological process: stimulatory C-type lectin receptor signaling pathway; positive regulation of natural killer cell mediated cytotoxicity.
AUGAAGAAACAAAGAAGAACCUACUACUCACAACUUAAUCUGUCCGAGAACCCAAAGAAGCAGCAAACAAAACCUAAGGUCGCUGAAUGCUCCAUUUCAGUAACUGAACAGGAAAAAACCCACAUGAAAUUAAAACUUCAAAAUGCUUCUCUGGAUCAUCAAGAGGAAGAUAUGACCUACCACAACAAAGAUUUACAAUCACCUCCAAAAAAGAUUACUGCUGAGAUCUUGGCAAUAAUCUGUAUUGUUCUGAUGACUUCUGUGUUAAAAACAAUAGUUCUUAUUUCCGCACAUAAUUGUGGUUGUCCAGAAGAAUGGUUUACAUAUUCCAACAGCUGUUAUUACAUUGGAAAGGAAACAAAAACUUGGGAGGAGAGUAUGAUGGCCUGUGCUUCUAUGAACUCCAGCCUGCUUUACAUAGAUGAUGAAGAAGAAAUG